CUCAUAAGAUCUGCUGAUUUUUAGGAAAGAGACAUCUGGAAAAUGAAGAUAAAUUGUUUGGGCGCUUCUGAAAUAUUUUUCCAUCCAUUUUUCAAUUACCUUUAUCUUAAUGGGGUUGCAAUGGUGUGGAGACUGUCCCAGAAGGUAUAGGGUGCAAGGCAGGGCGCACCCUGAGUGGGAUCGCGGCUCAGGAAGGGCCACUGAUGCGGAAGCACUCAGACCACAAGGUUCAAGGGCAAUUUUUACUCACAUGCAGUUGGGCUAUAACUGGCGAUCUGACACUUUAUUCCACUGAUUGCUCCUCCAGUGUGUCUCUGGCACAAGGCAGCGGCAGUGUUCUUUUAGUUAUUUAUUAAUAUCUGUAAUAUUUAUUUAAGCCUGCUUCGGCUGCAAUACUUUGUUUUGUACUUGUUGGCACUAUGGCCUACAGCAGAGGUGGGCAACUUUAUCCAGAAAGGGCCGCUGUGCAUGUGGGUUUUCACUGCAACUCCCUACUGAGAUUUCUAAUUAGAGGACUGAUUGGCUGAAGAGUCUGCACACCUGGGUUGAACAGCUGACCUAAAGGUUAUCCCCAAAACCAAUAUACACAUAUGCCCUUUGCGGAUAAGAUUGCCCAUCCCUAGCCUACAGGAUGCUCAGGCGUAAGAUUUCCACUGUCCAAAGGGCAUUUCCUCUCAUCUAAGCCAUAUGAUACAGUUCUUGCUUAAUUUGGCCAUAAUGUAAGGAAGUUGAACAUGAUUAAAUUCUGGCAAUAGAAUUGGAAUGAUUUUCCUUAGUGAUGCGUUAUUAUUAGUUAUUGACAUUAAGUAGCUAUACUUCACGUGAACCACAAAGAAGCCAUUACAAACGUGAAUAUUUGGGGAACUUUGAUAUAAAAAUACAAAUUCAUACGUAUGUAGCAUACCUACCUAUUAUUUUAACAUGUAUAAUCUAGAUGUGCAUAUGUUUUUGAAUAACACAUAUUCCUACAAGCUAUAUAUAAAAUAGGAUUUAUCAUUGCUGAAAAUCGCGGAGUAUUUCUUUGUAUUUCGUAACAACAGUCUGUCGUUUUGCACGCCUUAUGUCCAGCGUCUGCUCUCGAUUCGUUAAGCCUGCGGAUCAGACGGGAUCGAAACGGUUUUUUGAUACGUAUGACGCAAUGCACUGCGCCCCCCUCCCACCCCACCCCGACUGAGCCUCCUAAUCAAGCAAACGCAACCAGUGCCAGCGGGUUCUCCGUGCAUCGCGGCUCGCUUCUAGCACGACCAUGGUGCGCAGGAGCCGCCUUCCCGCACAAAGGGCUAAAUCUGCUCUUUCGAGAGAGACGCUCCCACCGUGACAGUUUUUCGGCUUACGGCUGCACUGCACUUCGUAUCUGCGAUGCUCCGUGGGUGCUGCCGCAAAGGGCUGCGCACCACCGAAAUCGGGCCGGUUCUGUCAUGGCUUUCAGGAGGCGAGUGGGGAGGAUGCGGAGGUUUGGGUGCCAUCGGAUAGGUCUGCUCUGGAAAGGCCUCCUCCUGUUUCUUGUGGCCGCUUUCGCCGGGCAACUCCUGGGCAUCAUCUUCAAUAAAAGUGCAGAGAGGCCCCCGUCGCUCUUCUCGCUGCCAUCCAUGGACUCCCUCGCGCCUCCUCUCGGAUUCUGCCAGGUGCGCACCCACGUCAUGUUCUUGAAGACCCACAAGACCGCCAGCAGCACCGUGCUCAACGUGCUGUACCGCUUUGGGGAGGAAAGGGGCCUUCAGUUCGCCCUGCCCCUCGGUUACCAGUUUGGCUACCCCAUGCACUUCAUCGCCCACAGAGUUAAAGGGUACCGAGGGCCGCGUGCUGUGGAGUUCAGCAUCAUGGGCAACCACAUGCGCUUCAACAAAGUGGAGGUUGAGAAGGUGAUGCCUGCGGACACGUUCUACUUCUCCAUCAUCCGUGACCCCGUGGCCCUGGCAGAGUCGUCCUAUGGUUAUUACAAAGCGGUGGCCCCUGCGUUCAAGCGAUCGAAGGGACUCGCGGACUUCGCCUCAGACCCGUGGCGGUACUAUGACCCCCGAUUGCGUAACAACCACUAUGCCCGCAACCUCCUGUGGUUUGACUUUGGCCUGGACCAUAAUUCCAACUUCUCCCUGCCCUUAGCCAAGAGAGGGGAGGCGGUGGUGCGCAGGUCCUUCAGUCUUAUACUGAUAUCGGAGUACUUUGAUGAGUCUAUGGUACUCCUCCGCCACGCCCUCUGCUGGCCGCUGGAUGCAGUGGUCUCCUUCAGCCUGAAUGCCCGGCAAGCAGGGGCCAGCAGGGGGAGCUUCGGUGGGAGACUGACUCUGACAGAGGAGCAGAAGCAGAAACUCCGAGAGUGGAACGCACUGGACUGGCACCUCUAUGUGUCCUUUAAUCAGACCUUCUGGGAGAAGGUGGAGCUCUUCGGGAAGGCCCGCAUGGAUACGGAGGUGGCCCUCUUGAGGACCCGGCGGGAUGUAAUGGCCCGGAUCUGCCUUCAAGAUGAUGGGCGGCCUGUGGAGGCCAGUCGUAUCCAGGACAAGGCCAUCCGACCAUUCCAGAGUGGGAUGGUGAAGAUUCUUGGGUACAUGCUGAGACCAGGCCUGGACAAUGCAACCUAUCAUGCAUGCCUGAGGAUGAUCAGGCCUGAGAUCCAGUACAAAGACUUCCUUGAUGCAAAGCAAUUCCCCCGCCCUCUGCAGCCCUCCGUGUUGGGUGCUGGAUCCCUGCGGAGAGAACUGCAACCCCCCAGGAGAGCUGAGCAGAGACCAGUGAGAGGAACACAGAGCAGCUUAGACAGGAUGGGUUUGGGUCUCGACCAGACUGCACCCCUGGCAGGAAGGAAACGCCCACUAAGAUAGCUGUAAAACCUCUUCCUGUCUGUUAAAUGCAGAAGCAACCUGAACUGGUUCUGACUGGCAUAUGACACUCAGGCUCAGAAAAGCUCUAUGAACACUGCUAAGGAUAACUGCUUUCCUCCCCUGUUUUCUUUGUGUUUUAAUCGCAUCUGUACGCACUUUCGGAAAGAGAAUCAAAAUGCAGGUCCCCAGCGUCCGCCGUGGUGUAUUGCGAAAUCAGGUUGAUGGUCAGCAGUUUUUCUUGAAUAUGGAAAUGAGCGUUGAGACUGCGUGCGCGGCGAAGGAGGAGGCGAGAACCAGUCAGCAACGGAGGUGCGGCAUUUAGAGUGUCCUGGUGCAUGGACGUGUCCGCUUGGCCCCCUAGCGGAAACAAGCAGGACGCUCCCGUGCAAGUCCCCUGCACGCAUUCGCAGAAUGAGCAUAGGCGUCCCCUGCCCCCAGGGGGGGUGCCACUACACUGCUAAACCCGUUACUUACCCAGAAGCCAAUCUGGCGUAACGAGAGUGAUGAUGUGAACUGGGGUUUCCCAGCAAGUACCAUGACAAUCCAGCCGAAUCAGUUGUCCAUUCUCAUACACGGUAACUCGGCACUUUUAAUUAUGCGUAAUUAUGGCAUUAUGUGUAAGAGGCAUGCAUUAUGUCUAAGAAAAUAUUAGUGAUUUUUCUCCACUGACUGAAGUCCAGGUGCUGUCAAAAGUUCUGCAGCCCCUGUGAGUGGGAGGUCCUCAGACUGAAAUGCUCAGUGGGGCUGAAGGAUGGUGGGAUGGUCUCUGCAUUGAUUCCUUUUAAUCACCUGGUACUUCAUCAGCAUAAACUAAUGAAUGACACCACGGGUGUUUAACAUGACUGAUUAAUCCGUCAAGCUUCCUAUAGUACGAGAAUUAAAAAAAAAACAAAAACAAACUUGAAUGCUUCUUAAAAACAUGCUUAAAUUUUUAAAUUAUUGAUAAGUAACAUAAAUGAGAAUAAUAUGUUAAAUCUCAAUAGCAUAGGCAUCCGUUUGCUUUUUUGCACCAUUGUGAAACAUUUGCAUGAAAUUCUGAUUCUUGAGUAUGGUACAUUUUUCAGUUGUGUGGUAAUGUUUCAAGUGGUUGUUUGUCCUUGUGGAUUACAAUUUAUCUUGACAUGGCUUUGAAUGUGUUCAUUUAUGUGCAGAAUUGCAGAAAGGUUAGUGUUUCAAGAAGCGUCACUCAUACUUUAUUAUUGUACAGAGUACAGUACAGCGGCUGCCUCAAUACGAGCCCCAGAGAGGCGAGAACCCAGGGGACGUCAGGAACCGGGAAGGGAUCCGAGGGCAGAACUGAGGUCUGGUGACGUGGGGGGUGGGUGGGUUCUUGCGGUUCCUGGUGAUGAGAGCCAGCAUCCUUGCAUCAAGCUGGGUCCGUCUAAAAAUGAAGGGACUGAGAAGCGUGUGAGAUGUUUAAAUGACGAAACACUCAAAUUGUUCACAAGUCCAAAAAGACUACAAUGUGUAAGGAAUCGUCAGUUUCUUUUAAAGCUUUGCCAGUCAGGAUGUAUUUCUGCGUGUGUGUGAUGAUGAAGGCAGUGCGAUGGCACGGUAGGUCAGACUAAGGCCUCGCGUAUCCAAGGUCGUUGCUAAAUUAGCCACAGUAUCUGUGCUGUGUCUCCUGUAAAUGGUUCCAGGCUCGACACAGCACUGGACAAAGAGUUAAGGAAGACCAAUGGACGAAACAGGAAAGACGUUUCUUCGUUUGACAGCACUGCCACUCGGACCACCCAGUGUGUUCAGGUUCACAGUCUGUUCUCCUUCCGACUUAAGAUCCAAGAGGUGUUUUGUUGUGUAGGUAAGUUGAGCCUGUCAUGAUGCCCCUGGCGCGACGUGCUGCUUGAUACAGAAUUACAGUCCCAUUGGUAAAUGUGGGUGAAAUGGGAACAGCACUUUGAGACAGGUAAAGCAGUGGUCAUAUCUGUUAACGUCAGCGGGAAGCAUAGCAAAGGCAGUAUAGCUAAAAAAUUGAGCGCUUACGACUAACAGGAAAACGAGGCUAUAAAUCCAGCACUUUAUGGUGGGGGGAAAGGCAGUUGCUACGUGUCUGAUCCCUCUGUCUGAUCCCUCUGUCUGCUCUCCUCUGUCUGCUCUCCUCUGUCUGCUCUCCUCUGUCUCUGCAUAAACAAUGUAUGAGGCCGUCAUUCGAGCCAAGGGGCAACAGUGCUUUGGUCGACUGCCAUGCCCUUGCCCUGCGCCGUCCUCUUCAUCACUAAAAGCUGCUCUAUGUGGAGGGGGUCAUGGGUAAAAUGGUUUCACGAUUUUCACACGCAGGUGCAGCUCACUCCUGUUCACCAGUCAGGGAGAGGGUGGACAUUUUUUGCAAUCCCGUGUAUCUAGGUGGAAUACCUGACUAAAACAUACCCCGUAAGUCAAUUUUAAAUGUACGGUGACCCAAUUUAGUAAUGUUAGCCUUCAAGGUGGUCCAAGGAGACUGGAUAACUGAGGGGAGUAUGAUGAACACCUUCUAAUCAUUCUCUCCUUCAUAGUCCAAAGGUUAAUUCUAUUGUCCAUAUGAACACGUGUGUGUUCUGUUGACUAAUCACAUAUUCAUUUAUUGUGCUGUUGAAAAGCCUUUUGUAACAUGGUUUCGACGGAUACGUCACGUGACUGCAGUUGAAAGUUGGAAUGCAUGGUAGCAAUGAAAACAGGAUUCGCUGGCAGUUUCUGUUAUUUUGAAAAGGUGCAUGACGGAUUGGCACUAACGUGGAGCUAAAGUGAAAUUGCAUGUUUGCUAUAAGUGACCCCCACUCUGAGUUUAUCGGCUGCGUCCUUCGUGCCGGAAUAACCGGUCCGUAUGCUUCUGAAGCGGCUCAGAUUGGAAAAAUAAUCUGACCGGGUGGCUGAUAGUGUCGCCUGAGAAUGCAAAGUGCAGGACGGCGCAGAUCGGCUGUCACCUCCCAGUUACCGGGUCACUGCACUUGCUGUUGUCUGAGUCUGAACAUUAGUAAAUUAAUUAGGUAAAUCAGUCUUCAACUUUUUAAAUUACAGGAUAUUUGAGGUCUAAAAAGACCUAAAAAUGUCAUUAUUGUUUUAUUUCAAAUUAAAAUAAAACUAUCCAGCUCUGCCCUUCCUUUGAAUGUUGGUCUCUGAUCUGUGUCUAAUUUAUUUUUCUUAUUUGAAAACAUUGUAUGUGUGGUUCAAAACCUAGAAUACGGCAUUAAUGUGUCUGUAUAGCUUUUUUUAAGAAUAAAAUGGACUAAUUUCUCUAGAUUGUGGAUGGCUUGGCAAAUGUCUCCUUUUUCCUUUACUCGUAUUCAGAGUGAGAUGUUCAUGCAGUUUCUGGUCUGUAUCUCAGCUUAGUUGCUAUGCAGGCUGAGAACGUGUCAUCACAGGUUAACAAACUGGAAAUUCUGGAUUGCAUUCUCUGAAAUGCUCUGCUCUCCUUCCUUCAAAAGAAUUUCCCCCUGAGAUGAAUAAAAUGUGUCUUACCA
Brienomyrus brachyistius is the source of this 6259-nucleotide messenger RNA. RefSeq names its product galactose-3-O-sulfotransferase 4 (gene gal3st4). NCBI's taxonomy places the organism in Eukaryota, Metazoa, Chordata, Actinopteri, Osteoglossiformes, Mormyridae. Gene Ontology annotation, molecular function: galactosylceramide sulfotransferase activity. The transcript is spliced from 4 exons. Gene Ontology annotation, biological process: glycolipid biosynthetic process. The coding region runs from base 1131 to 2822 and encodes 563 amino acids. Gene Ontology annotation, cellular component: membrane. The record is from RefSeq and is a predicted model, not a curated record.